UCUGGCUCCGGUGGUGACAGGUUGUCCAGCUUCUUACAGCCAUCUUCACUGAAACUAAGGUUAACUCCUCACUCUCUAUGGACGGCUACUCUCGAUUUCCAAGGGCGUGAAGAAUUUUCUUUUUCUCCUGUGCUUUCAUCUAAAAUUUCUCCUUGGAUAAUUAUCAUCACAGUGGAUUGCCUGGGUUGGACAUCCUCAUCUGGGUCAACUAAAAAAAGAAAGCAUGCAAGACGACAGCAUAGAAGCUUCUACUUCCAUAUCUCAGCUUCUAAGAGAGAGCUAUUUAGCAGAAACUAGACACCGGGGAAACAAUGAGAGAAGUCGAGCAGAACCGUCCUCCAACCCUUUCCAUUUUGGCAAUCCUUCUGGAGCUGCUGAAGGAGGAGGAGGCCAAGAUGACCUUCCAGAUCUUUCAGCCUUCCUGAGCCAAGAAGAAUUAGAUGAAAGUGUCAAUCUGGCAAGACUGGCCAUCAAUCACGACCCUUUGGAGAAAGCAGAUGAAGCUCAAGCCAGAAAACGUCUUUCAUCUGAUCAAAUGAAACACUCACCUAAAUCAAGUUUUGACCCCAACUUCUGUCAGGAUAACUCUCGAGGUCCUACCAGCUCUAAAGAGAGUCCCCAUGAGGCAAAAAGGCCGCAGUAUAGCUCUGAAACCCAGUCCAAAAAAGUAUUCUUAAAUAAAGCUGCCGAUUUCAUUGAAGAGCUGUCCUCCCUUUUCAAAGCCCAUAGCUCCAAAAGGAUUAGACCUCGUGCCUGCAAAAACCACAAGAGUAAACUGGAAUCUCAAAACAAACUUACGCAGGAAAAUAGCUCCAGUUUGUCAGAUAUCUCAGAAAGAAGAGAAAGAUCUUCUAUUCCCAUCCCUAUCCCUGCAGAUACUAGGGAUAAUGAAGUGAAUCACGCCCUUGAAAGGCAGGAAGCUAAGAGGCGCGAAGCUGAGCAGGCUGCCAGUGAGGCGGCUGGUGGAGACACCACUCCAGGCUCUUCACCUUCAUCUUUGUAUUAUGAAGAACCUCUGGGGCAACCUCCUCGGUUCACUCAAAAGUUACGGAGCAGAGAAGUUCCAGAAGGAACCAGAGUACAGUUGGAUUGCAUAGUGGUAGGAAUUCCACCACCCCAAGUAAGGUGGUACUGUGAAGGAAAGGAGCUUGAAAAUUCCCCAGACAUUCAUAUUGUCCAGGCAGGAAAUCUGCACUCAUUGACCAUUGCUGAAGCCUUUGAAGAAGACACAGGGCGCUAUUCCUGCUUUGCUUCUAACAUCUAUGGGACAGAUUCAACCUCUGCUGAGAUUUAUAUAGAAGGGGUUUCUUCUUCUGACUCAGAAGGGGACCGUAACAAGGAAGAGAUGAAUCGAAUCCAGAAGCCAAAAGAAGUAUCAUCUACUCCCACUACUUCUGCAGCCAUUCCUUCAGCAGCACCCCAAGCCCAGCAUGUGGUGGCCCAGCCCAGGGUGUCAGCCAUCCAACAGUGUCAGAGCCCUACCAACUAUCUGCAAGGAUUGGAUGGAAAACCUAUCAUUGCAGCUCCUGUGUUUACAAAGAUGUUACAGAAUUUAUCAGCCUCUGAAGGUCAGCUGGUGGUCUUUGAAUGCAGAGUAAAAGGAGCUCCAUCUCCUAAAGUUGAGUGGUAUAGAGAAGGGACCUUGAUAGAAGAUUCUCCAGAUUUCAGAAUUUUACAGAAAAAACCUCGAUCCAUGGCAGAACCAGAGGAGAUUUGUACUUUGGUCAUUGCUGAGGUGUUUGCAGAAGACUCUGGGUGCUUCACAUGUACAGCCAGCAACAAAUACGGCACGGUGUCAAGCAUUGCACAGCUCGAUGUAAGAGGAAAUGAAGACCUCAGAAAUAAUGGGUCUCUUCACUCGGCCAAUUCCACCACCAACCUGGCUGUUACUGAGCAACAGCCAUCCCCACCCAACCCAGAGCCCCCUUCUGUGGAACAAGCCCCUAAACCCAAACUUGAAGGAGUUCUGGUGAACCACAAUGAGCCCCGGUCCAGCUCAAGGAUUGGGCUCCGUGUGCACUUCAACCUGCCAGAAGAUGACAAAGGAAGUGAAGCAUCUUCUGAGGAGGGUGUGGUGACCACCAAGCAGACCAGGCCCGAUUCUUUCCCGGAAAGAUUCAAUGGACAGGCAGCAAAAAUCCCUGAGCCUUCUUCACCCAUCAAAGAACCCCCUCCAGUUCUGGCCAAACCCAAACUUGAUUCCAGUCAGCUACAACAGCUUCACAACCAAGUCCUACUGGAACAACAGCAGCUGCAAAACCCAUCUCCUUCCUCUCCUAAGGAGUUUCCUUUCAACAUGAGUGUUUUGAACUCCACUGCUUCCCAGGCGGUGACGAUGCCCAGCAAGCAGGUGAAGGCUCCUUCAUCACAGACAUUCAGCUUGGCUCGGCCAAAGCAUUUCUUCCCCUCUCCAAACACCACCGCAGCAACUGUGUCCCCUUCCAGCUCGCCAGUGUUCACCCUGAGCAGCGCUCCUCAAACCAUUCAGAGGACAGUGAGCAAAGAGAGCCUCUUGGUUUCUCAGCCCUCCGUGCCAAACAAAUCUCUAGGAGGAGUUUCCGUCCCAAAUGAGCCACCCCCUCUAGCUCCAGUAGAGCCAGCACCAGCACCACUCACGUUUGCCAUCUCCAGUGGAAACCAGUUUCAGCCCCGCUGUGUUUCCCCAGCUCCUGUCUCUCCCACCAGCCGGAUUCAGAACCCCGUGGCUUUCCUCAGCUCUGUUCUGCCUUCUCUCCCUGCCAUCCCUCCCACCAAUGCCAUGGGGCUGCCCAGAAGUGCACCAUCUGUGCCAUCCCAGGGACUAAUGAAGAAAAACACAAAGUCUCCCCAACCGGUGAAUGAUGAUUACGUUCGUGAAACUAAGAAUGCGGUCAUUCAAGACUUGGGGAAAAAAAUGAAUUUCAGUGAUGCCAGAUCAAACCAGCAGGAGUACAAAAUUUCAAGCUUUGAGCAGAGGCUGAUGAAUGAAAUAGAGUUUCGCUUGGAACGUACCCCUGUUGAUGAAUCAGAUGAUGAAAUCCAACAUGACGAGAUCCCCACGGGCAAGUGUAUUGCUCCCAUCUUUGACAAAAGACUCAAGCAUUUCCGGGUUACAGAAGGCUCUCCAGUGACAUUUACCUGCAAAAUUGUUGGAAUACCUGUUCCAAAGGUUUACUGGUUCAAAGAUGGGAAGCAGAUUUCAAAGAGAAAUGAGCACUGCAAAAUGAGGCGAGAAGGAGAUGGGACGUGCUCUCUGCACAUCGACUCCACCACUGGUGAUGAUGACGGCAACUACACUAUCAUGGCUGCCAACCCCCAGGGACGAAUCAGCUGUUCUGGCCACUUGAUGGUACAAAGUUUGCCCAUUCGCAGUCGACUAACAUCUGCUGGUCAGUCUCACAGAGGAAGGUCCCGAGCACAAGAGAGAGACAAAGAGCCCCUACAGGAACGCUUUUUCCGACCACAUUUCCUGCAGGCUCCUGGGGAUAUGGUAGCUCAUGAGGGGCGCCUCUGUCGGCUGGACUGUAAGGUGAGUGGCUUACCGCCCCCAGAGCUGACGUGGCUGCUCAAUGGCCAACCGGUGCUACCAGACGCCUCCCACAAGAUGUUGGUCCGAGAGACUGGAGUCCACUCUCUGCUCAUUGACCCGCUCACUCAACGUGACGCAGGGACCUAUACAUGCAUUGCUACCAACAAAACCGGACAGAAUUCCUUUAGUCUGGAGCUCACCGUAGUAGCCAAAGAAGUGAAGAAAGCACCUGUGAUCCUGGAGAAAUUGCAGAACAGUGGAGUUCCCGAAGGCCACCCAGUGAGGCUGGAGUGCCGGGUGAUAGGCAUGCCACCACCUGUGUUCUUCUGGAAGAAGGACAAUGAGACCAUCCCUUUCACCCGAGAAAGGAUCAGUAUGCACCAGGACACAACAGGGUAUGUCUGCCUCCUCAUUCAGCCAGCCAAGAAAUCCGACGCUGGAUGGUACACGUUGUCAGCCAAGAAUGAAGCUGGCAUUGUGUCGUGCACUGCGAGGCUGGAUAUAUAUGCUCAGUGGCACCAGCAGAUCCCACCGCCCAUGUCGGUCCGGCCCACUGGCAGUCGCUACGGAUCUCUCACCAGCAAAGGACUUGACAUUUUCUCUGCCUUCUCCUCCACGGAAAGCACAAUGGUGUAUUCAUGUUCUUCUCGGAGUGUAGUGGAGAGUGACGAACUUUAGGAAUGUCUGGGUGCCGGCUGUGUAAGGGGGCAGACUGUGGAGGGGGAAGGAGGACAAGCCAGACACAGCGGUUUCCAAGCAACUGGAUUUGAGUGAGUUCCCAUGCUGCUGGACCCGUGGCAAGAAGUGCUUCAAAUAAGUCAGCUGGGGACUCUUGCUGUCUCAGCUAGGGGAAAGAUGUAGGGCUGUGCCUUUUAAAGAUUCCAACAAAAAUGUGAGAAGACGAUAACAGAUGAACCAAAGAUGUCAUGAAGUCAUCCACUGCUUUGGGAGAAAGCUAGCAUGCUCCCCUGUCCCCUGCUAUGUUAGGGAUAUUUAGGCCCUAUUAGGAGUAAUGAGGGGCCAUAUGUUUGGGCUGAAAGGAGUUAGACAGUAGUGACCUUAGGAAUCACUAACUCACCAAACAAUGUAAAGGAAAAAGGUGGGGAGGUCUCCAUUACCUUUCAUCAGUUAAAUCCAUAGCAGUAGUUUUGAUGGAUUCAUUUAAUCAGCUUCUACUUAGCCUUAAGAGAUUGUGCCAUACAACUCACAGAUGUGGAGAAGCACUUUUGAUUUACUUAUCCUGAGUGUACUGAGCCACGUAUUAAGGUGCCAAAAUGUGCUUGAGAUACC
This is a messenger RNA of Enhydra lutris kenyoni (northern sea otter), 4798 nucleotides long. RefSeq names its product myopalladin. The transcript has 20 exons. Lineage: Eukaryota; Metazoa; Chordata; Mammalia; Carnivora; Mustelidae. The record is from RefSeq and is a predicted model, not a curated record. Bases 224 to 4186 code for a protein of 1320 amino acids.